UCUGGUGUAGCGCGUUGAAGUACCCCCGUCGCAUCGCUAGAGGAAGGGGGUCUAGGACGGGCUUUGUUUGUGGAUGUGAAUGAGCAGCAUCAACCACCUCCAGAAAUGUGGACGGAUAAUAUAAGGAUUUUACUACUUUUUCAUUUGUUGGCCCUGAAGCUUCAUUCAUCCGAAGCAGCAGUGGAUGACUGUGAGGAUGGACAGUUCCAGUGCAGCAACCAAAGGUGUAUUCCCGCCAUUUGGAAGUGUGACGAUGACGACGACUGUUCGGACAACAGUGACGAAGAGAAUUGUCGCCUUGAGGCCGGGGAGGUGGAACUUGAUGAAGUGUCUCCAAAGGUGGACGGCUAUGGCCCAACUAUGACGCCUGAAACCACGGUGGAUCUGCCGGGGUGUCGGCAGAUCCACCGUGGUUUCAGGAAGGUCCCGUUGAAAUGCCUCUCACAGUUCCCGUCGGCCCCUUCUAAACCGGGUCCCCCAACCCAACAGCAGUUGGACUGGCCCGCCGCUCCGCGCUGUGGACCUCCCCAGAGCCACGAGGAAGGUAUCGGAGAGAGGAUGUUGGGCUGGACGGCCCUGGUGGCCACGUAUUUGAAUAGGACCCCCCCCCCCCCCCCCGGUUUGGAUGAGGGGACCAGGGCCGUCCACGCCCCUGGAGGAGGGUUUCUGGACCUGUUGGCCGUGCCCUCAGGUUCCUGA
Gadus macrocephalus (Pacific cod) is the source of this 699-nucleotide messenger RNA. Its product is annotated as atrial natriuretic peptide-converting enzyme-like. Gene Ontology annotation, biological process: ventral spinal cord development. Lineage: Eukaryota; Metazoa; Chordata; Actinopteri; Gadiformes; Gadidae. Gene Ontology annotation, cellular component: caveola; plasma membrane. The record is from RefSeq and is a predicted model, not a curated record. Bases 106 to 699 code for a protein of 197 amino acids. Gene Ontology annotation, molecular function: protein binding. The transcript is spliced from 3 exons.